CGUGAGGUAAGGUUGUUCUCUCUUCUGAACUGCUCGUGGUUUGUCGGGAAUCUUCCCCUCUUUCCAAACUUUGGAUAUUUAUAUCCACAUAAACCAACCCACCCUUCCUGUCUACACAAAUCCUCCCAUCAACACCAGCCCCACCACACAAACAAUGGCCUACCUACUCCCAGCCUUCCUUUCCUUCGUCUCCCUCACCACCGCCACCCCCCUCACCCCCCGCGCCGACCCCGUCUGCCCAACAAACGACUACCUCCCAGCCCCCGGCUCCUUCGUCUGGCCCCAGCUCAUGGUGCCAGUCAGCGCCGCCAACCCCGACACCGCCUACGGCACCGUGUACAGCCCGCGCAUCACGCCCAACGACUUCUGCACCAUCUUCAACCUCUACCUGCCGCAGAGCGCCGCGGGCAAGACGUGCUCGCUCGAGUUCCUCUUCCCCUCACAGGACCAGCUGCGCUCUAGCAGCUACGUCUUCGAGGGUCCAGGGCACUUCAACUUCACGGGCUUUGCGCUCGGCGCGGGAGCAGAGCUCGAUACGACGUGGAACAAGCAGCCGCCUGCUGGCUCAAGUGCGUUUGCUCUUUCUUUGCCCCUCUUUGCUUUGGUGAGUUUUGCGCUGCUUUUCAGCAUCUGACGCGGUGGGCAGGCCCGGCCGCGCCCCCGGCCGUCUUGGCUCCUGGCAAUGCCUACGUCGUCAACAGAGGCGGCUGCGACGUCCAGCCUGGUCAGGGCGAUCUCGAGGUCAGCGGCAUGCUGUGCAGCAACGAUACAACGUUCGAGUACUUCCAGAACCAGGACUUGUGCCCCAUUGGCUUUUACGUCGUAAUCUCGUAAACUUGAGAUGAGGCAGUCGGGACUCUGCCGGACGGAGGAGUGAGUGCUGGUUUUUUUUUUUUUUUUUUUUUUUUUUUUUUUUUUUUUUU
Aplosporella prunicola CBS 121167 is the source of this 923-nucleotide messenger RNA. RefSeq lists its product as uncharacterized. The transcript has a single exon. The coding region runs from base 155 to 634 and encodes 159 amino acids. The record is from RefSeq and is a predicted model, not a curated record. Lineage: Eukaryota; Fungi; Ascomycota; Dothideomycetes; Botryosphaeriales; Aplosporellaceae.